This is a messenger RNA of Eimeria tenella, 150 nucleotides long. RefSeq names its product Eukaryotic translation initiation factor 3 subunit 10, related. The record is from RefSeq and is a predicted model, not a curated record. The annotation marks the transcript as partial. The transcript has a single exon. NCBI's taxonomy places the organism in Eukaryota, Apicomplexa, Conoidasida, Eucoccidiorida, Eimeriidae.
AUGCUGGACGAGAUAAAGCGAAUUGGCGGCCGCGACAGCAAAAUAACAAUAAAGGGGAAGCAGCUGACUGACAUCAACAUCCAGGAUGUGCUGGACGGACACGUGGACUACGACGACCUCGAGAAGGCGCAGAGGCUCCAGCUCCACAAC